Molecule: messenger RNA, 1039 nt
Organism: Ceratosolen solmsi marchali
Lineage: Eukaryota; Metazoa; Arthropoda; Insecta; Hymenoptera; Agaonidae
Product: L-lactate dehydrogenase
Exons: 4
Coding region: 22-1023 (333 amino acids)
Biological process (GO): pyruvate metabolic process; lactate metabolic process
Cellular component (GO): cytoplasm
Molecular function (GO): L-lactate dehydrogenase (NAD+) activity
Source: RefSeq, a predicted model, not a curated record
CCUUUAUUUAGAUACACAGUCAUGGCACCCGUUAAAGAAGAACUAUUUAGUACAGUGGCUGAGCCAGUAGCCACAGGUCGCAAUAAAAUUACGAUUGUCGGCGUUGGACAGGUUGGAAUGGCGUGUGCUGUCAGCAUUUUAACAAGCAGCAUAUCGAGCGACAUAGUGCUGAUCGACACGAUGGAGGAGAAGAUGAAAGGCGAAAUGAUGGACCUGCAGCACGGCAGUUCUUUCUUGAAAAAUGCUCGAAUAAGCGCAAGUACGGAUUAUGGGGCCUCGGCCAACUCGAGUAUCUGCGUAAUAACUGCGGGUGUGCGUCAACGCGAGGGUGAGACCCGAUUGGAUCUUGUUCAGCGUAACACCGACGUCCUGAAGCAAAUCAUACCCCAGCUGGUGAUGUAUAGUCCCAACACGAUCCUUAUCAUCGUAUCCAAUCCUGUGGAUGCAUUGACCUACGUUGCGUGGAAGAUCUCAUGUCUCCCUAAAAAUCGCGUUAUCGGUAGUGGUACCAACCUCGAUUCUGCCAGGUUCAGGUUCCUACUCUCUCAAAAACUCAACAUCGCGCCAACCUCCUGCCAUGGUUGGAUCAUCGGCGAACACGGUGACACGAGUGUGCCGGUGUGGUCUGGGGUUAACGUUGCCGGGGUGAGGCUGCGUGAUAUAAACAAGGAUGUCGGUACGGAACAGGACACGGAAGGUUGGACCGAGUUGCACAAGCAGGUCAUCAACAGCGCCUACGAGAUCAUUAAGCUUAAAGGAUACACCUCCUGGGCCAUUGGCCUAAGCGUUUCGAAUCUCGCUUCAUCGAUCUUGCGCAAUUCUAAUCAGGUUCAUGCUGUAUCGACGCUGGUUAAAGGCUAUCAUGGUAUUAAUUACGAAGUAUUUUUGUCAUUGCCGUGCACACUAGGCGAAGACGGAAUCGGAUUUAUUGUCAAUCAAAAAUUGACUGAUAAUGAAUUGGAACUUUUACAUAGAUCCGCUAAUAAAAUUCAUUGCAUUCAAAAGGAUAUUAAAUUGAAUUAGUUUAAUUCGUUUGGAA